AUGGCUUCAAUGACGCGAUGUCGCUGCGUGGAAGACGGUAAACCUGGUGCAGCCGUCAUCGAACACUACGCCAUGCGCGCCAGAGACGGCGUCGGCCUGAUCAUCGCAGAGGGGACCUUUCUAGGGCCCAACACGACCGCCUUCACACAUGCCCCUGUCAUGUUCCGCGAGGAUCACGCGGAAGCGUGGCGGAAGGUAACGGAUGCCGUGCACCGCGAGGGGGGCAAGAUCUUCUUCCAGCCGUGGCAUGUCGGCCCCUCCGGCAGCCCUGGAAACGCGCCUAGCACUGGGAAUGUGGCUGAGUUCGAGCGGCUUGACGACAUUAUCGGAGAGUACACAAAUGCGGUGAGCUUGGCUAAGCGGGCAGGCUUUGAUGGUGUAGAGCUGCUGGCAGGCGGAGCAUAUUUGAUCCAUCAGUUCAUGAUCAACUUUUACAACAGCCGCAGUGACAACUACUCCUACCACCCUGUCCAGAACCGUUGUCGUCUCGGACUUGAGGUCAUAGAUGCCAUUAUCAAAGCCUGGGGAACCUCGCGACGUGUUGGGAUCAAAUUCAGCCCGAGUGACGACUGGGCCAACGCAACACAGUCUUAUACCGAGUUGUCCGAGACCUACGAGUACUUCAUCCAUGAGCUGAUGGCUCGGGACCUCGCUUACAUCCACGUCAACCGCCGCGGAAGUGACAAGGAGAUACUCAGGCCCCGGGACCCUCGUCCAGCAAACAUGUUGCUCCCACCAGAUUGGGAGCCACUGCAUCAGUUCGGCCCCAUGAUCAAGAAACCUGAGAGCCGCACCGCGCUCACGGUAUCGUGCGAGUACGAGAUCGAGGAGGCCGCUGGACUGGUGCGGGAUGGGAAACUCGAUCUUGUGCAGCUUGGCCGGCCUUUCAUCUUUAACCCGGAUCUCAUCACUCGUAUUCGACACGGUCUACCGUUCGCCACCAACAAUCGCGGUCCCGCAGUCUACUACACUCCGAAUCUGGAGAACAUUGAUGAAGGGUAUAAUGACUGGCCGUUCGCGGAGGAUUUGAAGAAUUGAUGAUGCUAUAACUUCGUCUCCCGGAGGAUUGUACUUAGGGAUAUUUGCUUUCGUAAAUACCAAGUAAGACGGGUCGAUGGAGCUGGUCUGAACUCUGCACUUCCUCUCUUCUUUUUCUUCUUUUUUCUUCUUCUGUCGCAGCUUCUAUGGUAGUAAUAAUAAAGAAUCGAUAUAGCCUCUUUACGAUAUAGAACUUCUAUUGAUCUC
This is a messenger RNA of Cryphonectria parasitica EP155, 1245 nucleotides long. RefSeq names its product FMN-linked oxidoreductase. NCBI's taxonomy places the organism in Eukaryota, Fungi, Ascomycota, Sordariomycetes, Diaporthales, Cryphonectriaceae. The record is from RefSeq and is a predicted model, not a curated record. Bases 1 to 1038 code for a protein of 345 amino acids. Gene Ontology annotation, molecular function: FMN binding; oxidoreductase activity. The transcript is spliced from 4 exons.